Messenger RNA from Gracilinanus agilis (Agile Gracile Mouse Opossum), 2058 nucleotides. It is a transcript of the gene CHIC2, whose product is annotated as cysteine rich hydrophobic domain 2. Bases 321 to 818 code for a protein of 165 amino acids. The record is from RefSeq and is a predicted model, not a curated record. The transcript is spliced from 6 exons. NCBI's taxonomy places the organism in Eukaryota, Metazoa, Chordata, Mammalia, Didelphimorphia, Didelphidae.
UGCCUUAGUUGCUGCGGCUGCGGCGGCGGCGGCCCCGGUGGAGGUGUAGUCCACGGAGCGGAUGUUGACAUUGUGUGUCUUUAUGGCCUGAUGGUAAUGGCGGCUGCAUUGACGACUGGGACUCCGUCUACCCCACUGUAGUACCCCUGGAGAGCCAGCGAGGGAGUUAAGCGAGCUGAGCCGUACCCCACCUUGGGCGCCUGAGGUAGCGGCGGCCUCGACUCUCCCCUUCACCGUUCCGCCGCUCUCUCACUCCAGCCCCGGGACUCUAGCCCUUCUUGGGCCGGGGCGGGGAGGGGGAGGGCCUGCGAGGCCUCAGCAUGGCGGAUUUUGAUGAGAUCUACGAGGAGGAGGAGGACGAGGAGAGGGCCCUGGAAGAGCAGCUGCUGAAGUACUCGCCGGAUCCCGUGGUGGUUCGCGGCUCCGGUCACGUCACCGUAUUUGGACUGAGCAACAAAUUUGAAUCAGAAUUCCCUUCAUCAUUAACUGGAAAAGUAGCACCUGAAGAAUUUAAAGCCAGCAUCAACAGAGUUAACAGUUGUCUUAAGAAGAACCUUCCAGUUAAUGUCCGUUGGCUACUUUGUGGUUGCCUUUGUUGCUGCUGUACAUUAGGUUGCAGUAUGUGGCCAGUUAUUUGUCUCAGUAAAAGAACACGAAGAUCGAUUGAGAAGUUAUUAGAAUGGGAAAACAAUAGGUUAUACCACAAGUUAUGCUUGCACUGGAGACUGAGCAAAAGGAAAUGUGAAACGAAUAACAUGAUGGAAUAUGUCAUCCUCAUAGAAUUUUUACCAAAGACACCGAUUUUUCGACCAGAUUAGCAUUUGCUUUAUUUAUAGAGACUUAUCCAAGUAUGUUGUCUUUCCAAUGGUGCCUUGCUUGGUGCUCUCCUGGUGGUGACAUAGCAUUGGUUCUACAGAAUCUUGUGGUGUUUUUUUUUUUUUUUUUUUUAAUAACCGCAUGUUCUAAGUGUGCAUUUUUGUCAGACUUUGCAACAGUUAUUUCAUACAGAUGUUAAAUAAUUAAGUUAUUGUGCUUUUUUCUGUUAAUGUAUCUUGAUUUUCAAAGAUUGCUUUUUUUGUAUUAUCAAAAAAAUACAUUUGAACACAGCCUAAAAAUGACCAGGCCUUUUUUUUUUUUUUUUUUUAAAUUUUUAACUUAAGGUUCAUGAUCCUUUCAUUGUAAAUUCUUUUAACAUAAAUACACUUCCUGUGACUCUGUGUGUAUCAUUUCCAGUAGACAUAACUUUAUUUUAUAUUUUUUAUUUCUCAAUUUAAUCAAGGUAUUCCUUUUUCAAAUAGUGAAUUUUCUGUACUAGUCUUUUUGGGAUUUAAAUCCCCAUUCCCCAAAUCCAGCCCCCAGUCCUCCCCUCUAUUCCAAGUAGGCAUAUCUGUGUUCAUUCACAUGGAUAAAUCGUAUCAAAUUGUUCUGAAAAUAUUCUGUGUUCAAUGUUGUUAAAACAGACAUUGAAUCAUUUUGUCUAGAGUAGGAGAAUUGAUUAAAGGUAUGCAUGCAUCUAAUGGUUACUAGAGCUCAGGAUCACAGAAAACAUAGUAGCAUCACAACUUACAUAUAUCUUUAUUCAAGGUUAUAUCUUUAAUGAUGGCCUUACUUGGGUUACUUUUUAUUGUUUACCAAAUUAUAUGUGCAAAGGUGCAGAAAUAUUCAUUUUUAGUAUUUGUCUAAGGAACACAUUUUCCAUGCCAUCCUAUUUGCAUUCCUAGAUUGGAUAAUCUUAAAAACAGUCUUGAAAAAUUGAGUAAUGGCAACAAAUGUAGGCAGUCAUCUAAUCUCCAAAGGAUAUUCAAAACAGGAUUUAUAGGACAAUAUUGAGAACUUUAAGAUAUGGAGAAGAUAAUUUGUAUACAUGGUGGUGAGUUCUUUUAAGAUUUUGAUCCAUUAGAGUGACUUAAUUUUCUGCACAAUUAUUUAAGGCUUUUUUUAAAAAUGGGGAUGUUACCUAUUUUUUGAGUCAGGCCAGUUAUAUUCAUUAUAACAUUUUUUUCCUUUUGGUUGUACAUACCCUUCAUGCAUUUAAAAUUAAAAAUUUUUUUUCAGUUG